AUGCCAAUGCAGGUGACGAAAAUUGUUUCAAAACAUCGACCAAGGUAUAGACAAGCACGCAUUGUCUUUCCAUUGCUUCUUCCAGUGUUAUUUGGUAUCGCAUCACUACAUCCAAUUGCUACUGUGCUUACUCUUCUUUUAUGUUUGGUCGUAUGUUUCAAUGUCGUUAUUGUAGUCGCUCCACCCACAUGUCCCUUAGAAGAUACAUUCCUUUUCUACAAAUUGUCUGAUAGCUAUGACGGGUUUCUAAGUGAUACUAAUGUGAUUUACAAAUGUUCAGUUACUACUCUUUUGUUAUGGUAUUUCACAAUGCUUAUACCUGUAAAUUUGGAGAAUAAACUACUCUAUAGAGAAAUAAUAAUGUACAAUAUUCUCGUUGUGGUUUGCGUACAUCUUGUACAAAUUAUACGAAAUAUACAUGCACGCAGUCUUAAUCAUACAAUCCUGUCAAAUUCCCGAUAUCUUGGAAAUAAACCAGAGAAAAAUGGAAGUAAGCUCACUGUAUUUGGGUUAUGGAAACACACUGUAUGUAUAUUCCGUGAUACUAAUAAACAAAAUUUCGAAGGAGAUUGGUAUUUUUCGUGGAUGAAUAUAUUUGUCAGCAAGUCUAAUCGUGCUUGGUCCAUCGUUUUACUGACUGUUUGUGUUACGCUCACUUUCUACUCUACUAAUUUAGCCCUCACAUCUGUGUGCACACCAAAAAUAUACUUCGAUUGGUUUUUACUUCCACAUGAUUGCACCUUCAUUUAUGAUGUUUAUAGCAGAGCCUGGGUAUUUGUAACAGGAUUAUUUUGGUUAAUGACAUCUGUUAUACCUAUAAGUUUUCUUUUCCAUGAACUUGCUGUCUAUAUACGGCGCCGUUCAAAAAACUGGUAG
Schistosoma margrebowiei is the source of this 876-nucleotide messenger RNA. NCBI's taxonomy places the organism in Eukaryota, Metazoa, Platyhelminthes, Trematoda, Strigeidida, Schistosomatidae. The record is from the annotation of a GenBank genome assembly.